AUGGCGCGCCUCAACUCCCGCCUGGCUCUCGCGCUCUGCUGCAGUGUCUUGCUGCUUGCUGCUCUCGGCGGAGGCGUUGCUGCUGCUGCCUCGGACUCCCGGAGUCUUCGAAGGCCUUCAGGAUCUGUUAAAGACGCAGCAGCAGCAGCAGAUGCUGCUGCUGCUUCCACUGCUGCUGCUUCCCCCUCGGAGGAGUUCUCAGACGCGGAGGGCGACGAGGGGCCGCGCCGCAAGCGCCGCAGGCAGCAGCAGCAGCAGGAGCAGCAGCAGCCUGAUGCAGAAACUCGAAGAAGAUAUGACGAAGUCCUCCAAGAGCUGCAGAACGACCCCAGAUAUAAACAUGCAAGAGACAGAAACAAUGCCAUGGCAGAAGAGCGGGCUCGGCGUGUGAACAGGUGGAUGAAGCAGCAGCAGCAGCAGCAGCACGAGCAGCAGCAGCAGCAGCAGGAGUACCAGCAGCAGCAGCAGCAGAAGCAGCAAGCCAAAGAACACUAUAAAGAAGUCGUGGGCGAACUGCAGCAGCACCCAAGAUUCAAAAGCGCCGGCGAGAGGCUGGGGGCUUCUCAGAAGCAGCCAAAGCCUCAUGUCCCAAAGAAGGACAAUUGA
Eimeria tenella is the source of this 606-nucleotide messenger RNA. RefSeq lists its product as uncharacterized. The coding region runs from base 1 to 606 and encodes 201 amino acids. The transcript has a single exon. Lineage: Eukaryota; Apicomplexa; Conoidasida; Eucoccidiorida; Eimeriidae. The record is from RefSeq and is a predicted model, not a curated record.